UAUGCCACUUUUUCCGGAGGGAAUCUUGUCAGACACAAAAAUAUUUUUUUUAUAAAUUUACACAUCAUAACUUGUUAAUUAAGUAUUUACCAAAACAUCCAACAUAGCAUAUUAUUCGCCGCCCAAAAUCCUCGCUUAAUUCACCAAAACAUCUUUUCCCACAAAAUCAAUCCAACUUACCUCGUACCCAGUACAUCAAAAUUUGUGUAUAUACAAAUGCCACUGAAGUACUAUUUCAAGUCUUGCUGCUAGUUUCAACCACAUCGAUCUGUUGAAGAAGAAGAAUCAAGAAUGUCGUUUGUUGUGGGAUUAAUAAUCGGAAUUACACUUGGGUUUGCUUUGAUUGCCGCAUUUGUUCGAUCGGAGAAGGCGAGAUCCAAGCGUCGGGUUGCACUUGCGACGGUAGUUGCUGCAUUUGCAAGGAUGACUCGUGAAGAUUCGACAAAGUUACUCGCCCCUGAGUAUUAUCCUUCUUGGGUUGUUUUCUCGCAGCGACAAAAGUUGACAUGGCUUAAUUCUCAUCUUACAAAAAUCUGGCCCCAUGUAGACGAGGCAGCUUCAGAGCUUAUAAAGGCAAAUGUGGAGCCGAUUCUUGAGCAAUAUAGACCAAUUGUACUCUCUUCCUUGACAUUCUCCAGGCUUACUCUAGGCACGGUUGCACCACAGUUUACAGGAGUUUCCGUUAUUGAAGAUGAAAGUGAUGGUAUAACUUUAGAGUUGGAGGUAAACUGGGACGGGAAUCCUAGUAUAAUACUUGAUGUCAAGACUAGACUUGGUGUCAGUUUGCCAGUGCAGGUGAAAAAUAUUGCUUUCACAGGAGUUUUUAGGUUGAUCUUCAAGCCACUAGUUAAUGUAUUUCCUUGCUUUGGAGCCGUCUCGUUUUCUUUGAGAGAGAAGAAAAAGAUGGAUUUUACUUUGAAAGUUGUUGGUGGUGACAUAUCCGCUAUUCCCGGUGUUGCUGAUGCUCUUGAGAGUACCAUACAUGAUGCUGUUGAGGAUUCAAUCACAUGGCCGGUUCGAAAAGUUAUUCCCAUUCUCCCUGGUGACUAUAGUGACCUUGAGUUAAAGCCCGUGGGGACAUUGGAGGUGAAGCUUGUACAAGCUCAAAAUUUGACUAACAAAGAUUUUAUCGGGAAAUCUGAUCCUUUUGCUAAGUUAUAUAUACGUCCGUUGCGCAGUGGAACAAAAACAAGCAAAGUUAUCGACAAUGACUUGAAUCCAGUUUGGAACGAACAUUUUGAGUUUGUGGUUGACGAUAUAUCCACCCAACACUUGACACUAAAAGUAUAUGAUGAUGAUGGGCUUAACUCUUCGGAACUCAUCGGAUGUGCUCAAUAUAAGCUGAGUCAACUCGACCCUGGUAAAGUGAAAGAUGUGUGGUUAAAGUUGGUAAAAGAUUUGGAGAUCCAUAAAGACAAUAAAGACAGAGGGAAGGUGCACUUGGAGCUAUUAUAUUGCCCGUAUGGUGUGGGAAAUGGGUUCACCAACCCAUUUAGUAAAAACUUAUCAAUGACAUCUCUGGAACGGGUGCUCGAAGAUGGUUCGGGCAGUGAAGAUGGUGAUGUAGUCAAUCUCAAAAAACGAACCGUAAUUAUAAGAGGAGUGCUAUCUGUCACGGUAAUAUCUGCCGAAGAUCUACCGCCUGCAGAUUUAAUGGGGAAAGCCGAUCCUUUUGUUGUGCUCACAAUGAAGAAAACGGGAACAAAAAACAAGACGAGGGUUGUAAAUGAAAAUCUGAAUCCAAUUUGGAAUCAGACUUUUGACUUUGUUGUUGAGGACGGUUUACAUGAUAUGCUUAUCGUAGAAGUAUGGGACCAUGAUACAUUUGGCAAGGAUUUCAUGGGAAAAUGCAUUUUGACUCUAACAAGAGUUAUAUUAGAAGGGGAAUAUAAAGAAAGUUUUCAAAUUGAGGAAGCUAAAUCAGGAAAACUUACCUUAAAUCUCAAAUGGUUAGCACAACCACUUUAUCGCAAUUCUUAGCGUUGUUGCGUUCGGCUCAACAUCAUUUGCCAACAAGAAGAACUAUUGAAGAAGCACACACAUGUUCAUAUUCAAAAGAGCCUUGAAGGUGCAAAUUUUGCAUGCAAGAAGCCAAUAUGAUAUUUAUGAAGAUGGUAAGAUCAAACAAUUUUUUGGGUAGAAAAACAUGGAUGUUCUUGGUGCAAUUUUGUGUUUGCAUCUUGGUUUUGAAACUUAAUAACUUUUUGGUCAAUUGUGGAGUCACUGACAAUUUUGUGGUGCUAGUUAAUGUUGCUAACAAUAAACUAACCAAAACUUUAA
Messenger RNA from Helianthus annuus (common sunflower), 2280 nucleotides. Its product is annotated as synaptotagmin-5. The coding region runs from base 292 to 1980 and encodes 562 amino acids. Gene Ontology annotation, cellular component: endoplasmic reticulum. Gene Ontology annotation, molecular function: lipid binding. The record is from RefSeq and is a predicted model, not a curated record. The transcript has 13 exons. NCBI's taxonomy places the organism in Eukaryota, Viridiplantae, Streptophyta, Magnoliopsida, Asterales, Asteraceae.